Molecule: messenger RNA, 3605 nt
Organism: Triticum aestivum (bread wheat)
Lineage: Eukaryota; Viridiplantae; Streptophyta; Magnoliopsida; Poales; Poaceae
Product: protein Rf1, mitochondrial
Exons: 1
Coding region: 178-2619 (813 amino acids)
Molecular function (GO): protein binding
Source: RefSeq, a predicted model, not a curated record
GAUAAAAAUCGCAUCCGUCGGGCUGGUUGGUGUCGCCCUUGUGUGAUCUGCCUCCACAAGCAAGCAAUAUCCCCCAACUCAAAGCUAAGCAAUACCGUCCAGUACGCGCCCUCUGCAACGGCUGACCGUCCAGUACGCGCACAGCGCCUCCCCCGCCUCUCCGCCAUCUCGACACCGAUGUCCCGCCUCCACCUCCUCCGCCGCCGCUGCUCCACCUCCAUUUCCACCUCGCCGCCUUCACGCUCCUGGUCUCCCCGCGCUGCCUUUGCCGCUGCCACAGAGCGCGUCCGCGCCGGGACGCUCAGCCCGGAAGACGCACACCACCUGUUCGACCAAUUCCUGCGGCAGUCCACCCCAGUCCCCGAGCGCUCCCUGAAUGGAUUCCUUGCCGCCCUCGUCCGUACGCCGGCCUCAGAAUCCUGCAGAGACGGGCCCUCCCUCGCCCUCGCCCUCUUCAACCGUGUCUGCCGAGAAGAAGCCGGCCUGCGGGUGGCGCCGCCCACCAUCUUCACCUACAACAUCCUCAUGAACUGCUGUUGCCUGGCGCGUCGCCCGGACCUAGGACUUGCCUUUUUCGGCCGCCUCCUCAGGACUGGCCUGAAGACAAACCAGAGCUUCGCCAACACCCUCCUCAAGUGCCUCUGCUGCGCAAAACAGACAGACGAGGCUGUCAGCGUGCUGCUUCAUAGGAUGUCCGACCUCGGCUGUGUGCCUGAUGACUUCUCAUACAACACAGUUCUAAAGAGCUUGUGUGAAGAUAGCAGGAGCCGGCGAGCGCUCGACCUGCUCCAGAUGAUGGCGAAAGAAGGAGGUGUCUGCUCCCCUGAUGUGGUCACAUAUAACACAGUCAUCCAUGGCUUCUUUAAGGAAGGUGAAAUAGGCAAGGCCUGCAAUCUAUUCCAUGAAAUGAUGCAGCAAGGGGUUGUGCCUAAUGUGGUGACAUAUAACUCGAUUAUCGAUGCAUUGUGCAAGGCCCGAGCAAUGGACAAUGCAGAGUUGUUCCUUCGCAUGAUGGUUGAUAACGGUGUUCCACCAGAUAAGGUGACAUAUACUAGCAUGAUCCAUGGAUAUUCCACUUUGGGCGGAUGGAAAGAGGCAACUAAAAAGUUCAGAGAAAUGACAAGCAGGGGUCUUAUACCAGGUAUUAUCACUUGGAACUCGUUCAUGGACUCCCUCUGCAAGCAUGGAAGAAGCAAAGAAGCUGCAGAAAUUUUUCAUUCCAUGUCUGCAAAGGGCCACAAGCCUGAUAUCAUCUCCUACACCACUCUUCUUCAUGGGUAUGCCAAUGAAGGAAGCUUUCCUGAUAUGAUGAGUCUCUUUAAGUCAAUGGAAGGCAACGGUAUUGUAGCCAACUGCCAAGUUUUCAACAUAUUAAUUGAUGCAUAUGCUAAACGAGGAAUGAUGGACGAAGCUAUGCUCAUAUUUACCGAAAUGCUAGGACAAGGAGUCAAUCCGAGUGUAAUCACCUACUCAAUUGUGAUAGCUGCACUUUGCAGAAUGGGUAGGCUGGCCGAUGCUAUGGAUACGUUCAGUCAGAUGAUUUCUGUUGGAAUGAAACCGGACACAGUUGUUUAUCAUUCCCUAAUUCAGGGUUUCUCUACACAUGGCGAUUUGGUCAAAGCGAAAGAACUGAUAUAUGAAAUGAUGAACAACGGUAUUCCUCGUCCAAACAGUGUAUUCUUCAGUUCAAUAGUAAACAGUCUAUGCAAAGAGGGGAGGGUUGUGGAUGCACAUCAUAUCUUCGACUUGGUUAAAGACUUAGGUGAGAGACCUAACAUCAUUAUGUUUACUACGCUGAUUGACGGAUAUUGCUUAGUCGGUGAGAUGGACAAAGCAUUCAGAGUACUUGAUGCCAUGGUAUUAGCUGGCGUUGAGCCUGAUGUCGUUACAUAUAGUACACUUGUCAAUGGCUAUUGUAGUAAUGGAAGGAUCGAUGAUGGGUUGAUUCUGUUCAGAGAAAUGUUGCAUAAGAAAGUUAAACCUACAACUGUUACAUAUAACAUCAUACUGGAUCGAUUAUUUCGUGCCGGGAGAACAGUUGCUGCAAAGAAAAUGCUCCAUGAGAUGAUCGGAAGUGGAACACCUGUGAGCAUGCAUACAUACGGCAUAUUUCUUAGAGGACUUUGUAGGAAUGAUUGCACCGAUGAAGCAAUUGCCCUGUUUCAAAAAUUAGGUGCACUGAAUGUGAACUUCGAUAUUACAAUACUCAAUUCCAUGAUUAAUGCAAUGUACAGGGUUCAGAGAAGAGAAGAAGCUAACAAGUUGUUUGCUGCUAUAUCAACCAGUGGGUUGGUACCUAAUGCUUCCACUUAUGGAAUCAUGAUCAGAAAUCUUCUAAAAGAGGGAUCAGUGGAAGAAGCUGAAGACAUGUUUUCAUCAAUGGAGGAGAGUGACUGUGCUCUCAGCUCUCGUCUUAUAAAUGAUAUCAUUAGAACAUUAUUGGAAAAGGGGGAUAUAGUCAAGGCCGGAAAAUACAUGUCUAAAGUUGAUGAAACGAGCAUCUCACUUGAAGCUUCAACUAGUUCGUUGUUGUUGUCUCUCUUUUCCGGGAAAGGGAAAUGUCGGGAACAAAUAGAAUUGCUCCCUGCAAAGUACCAAAUUUUCGAUGGAAUCAGUUGAUGCACUGGACUUAGCAGAUAAGCCUUGUCAUGGUUCGGAGUUUCCUCUCAAUGAGCUGGGUGAUGGUGCCACCAUGGUGUUCUGGGCUGGUGCUUAGCCACUAGGCGUGCAUCCUAUGGGCAUUGUUCCUAUUCUGCAAACCAUCUCUACACAAGGGCUGUCUCGUGCGUGAUGUGUUUGCUAAUGGUGAAAAUUUACUAAUAUUCAGGAGCAAUUCGCAGCAGAUGCUAACACUGAGUUUAUCGAGCUCUUGCUACUGUAUCAGGCUAUUUUGAGUUCUCUGAACCUGAGCAUAUCUAGCGCAUUUUGGGCUGAGGGUAAUUAUAAUGAAAUCGAUGGACUAUUCUACGUUAUCAAGCUAUUUGGAUUUCUCUGAACCUCCAGUACCAACAACUUGCAAUGAUGGAGAGCUAUUGAAACGUGUGUAUAUAAACUCGGAACCUUCAUUCAAUCUCCUGUACGUCCUCCGGUUUAUGAUGAACGAAAAAUUGUUAUAAGAGAAGACAAGAAUGAGCAUGGUAUAAUGGUCUUCUGUAUACAGCUUUAGUUGUAGCACUACCAUGAAAAUUAAUGACGUUCCUUCAAAUUCAACUUUAGUUGUAUUUUUUUAUGGUUUGCAAUUUUUAUGUGUGGACUAUUUUAUAUAGCCCUGUGUACAGCCCUCUUUCCUUCAAAUUCCUAUGUUCAAUUUUUUGUACUUCAAGCAAGUUUAGUAAUUACUAAUAGUGAUCUGAAUAGAGGUGAGCUUGAGUUCUUCAAAAACAGCUGCCGCCAUGAACCCAUUUCUGCAUGGUCUGAAUAGAAAGAAGCCAGGCUAUCAGAUUCAGUUGGCCACUCUGUUCCCGCCAAUACGCUCCAUGAGUUGAUGGCCAUGUAAAUUCCUACUCCCUCCGUCCCAUAAUGUCAAAAACGCUCUUAUAUUAUGGGACGGAGGGAGCAGUUGAUAACAUAGAUCCAUUAGCUCCAUAUAUAACAGGUUAAUAUCA